GGUAGCUUGCUUUCCUGCUUUGUCUGUCCUCGCCUCGGCAAACGCAUCGCCUACUUGUCCUUCUCCUCGAACGGAUCGAGCUAGUAUGAAGCAGGAGAUGAGCACGAGGGGGUACUCUAGCUCGCGCCUACGGGCUCCGACCCCGGCGGCGGCGCUGGUGCUUGUGCUCCUGCUGCUCAUGGGCUCGUCGUCGUGGGCGGCGCGCGUUGCCGACGGCGUCAUCAGGACGACGACGCCACGCGCGUCACCUCCGACCGACGGACCGGACCGGACAGCAGCAGCGUCGCCUGCGGAGCGCGAGGAGCUGUGGGCGGAGGAGGAGCGGCGCGCGGGGGCGACGGGGUCCCGGCUGCCGGACUGCGCGCACGCGUGCGGGCCGUGCUCCCCGUGCCGGCGCGUCAUGGUGAGCUUCCGGUGCGCGCAGGAGGCCUCCGAGUCGUGCCCCGUCGCCUACCGCUGCAUGUGCCGCGGCAGGUUCUUCCGCGUCCCCUCCCUCUAGUCUUUAGCCUCUAGACUCGAGUGUGCUCCAGGAAGGAUUUCCUGUGUGUUUUCCUCUGCCUUGUUUGUUACCUAUGGCGAACCUUUUUUUUUUUUGCCUUUCGGUCGCCAUGUGCAUGCCUUGGUGUGUAAACCUAGCUUCCGUGUGAUGUCAAAACACCAACCAGUGCUGCGUGUAUAUGAAAUUAUGAACUAGCUGUUGUGUUUCUGUCAA
Messenger RNA from Panicum virgatum (switchgrass), 712 nucleotides. RefSeq lists its product as uncharacterized. The transcript has 2 exons. NCBI's taxonomy places the organism in Eukaryota, Viridiplantae, Streptophyta, Magnoliopsida, Poales, Poaceae. Gene Ontology annotation, biological process: stomatal complex development; guard cell differentiation. The record is from RefSeq and is a predicted model, not a curated record. Bases 86 to 499 code for a protein of 137 amino acids.